This is a messenger RNA of Camelina sativa (false flax), 1211 nucleotides long. RefSeq names its product zinc finger protein ZOP1. Lineage: Eukaryota; Viridiplantae; Streptophyta; Magnoliopsida; Brassicales; Brassicaceae. The record is from RefSeq and is a predicted model, not a curated record. Gene Ontology annotation, cellular component: precatalytic spliceosome; nucleus. Gene Ontology annotation, molecular function: zinc ion binding; RNA binding. Gene Ontology annotation, biological process: mRNA splicing, via spliceosome.
CCCAAAUUUUAUAUAAUUCUCUCCUCUCUGAAUCGGGUCGAAGGCAUUAUUAGGGUUUUGAAUCUCUUUCUCUCUCUCUCUCGAGGAUUUUUCUUCAUCAAUUGGUUUCUGAAUCCUGAUAAAAAUUUGUUCUUUAAGUUCCGGCAAGUUCGUUUUGUGGGUUUUUAAGCUUCGCUUCAAUCUUUCAUCUCCCUGAUCGAGAACCAUGACUGAGUAUUGGGUUAGCCAAGGGAACAAAUGGUGCGACUUCUGUAAGAUCUGGAUACAGAACAAUCCAACAAGUAUUAGAAACCAUGAGCUUGGUAAGCGUCACCGAGAAUGUGUCGAUAAGAAGCUCACUGAUAUGCGUGAGAAGAGUGCAGCCAAAGAUAAAGAGCUCAAGAAAAACGAAAAAUUGCUUCAACAGAUCGAAGCUAAAGCAACUCGUAGCUAUCAGAAAGAUAUAGCAACUGCUCAGCAAGUAGCAAAAGCAAACGGUGCACCAGAGGAUGGUACAGCGGGUUGGAUGCUUGACAGUGCUUCAGGCUAUUAUUACAACCAGACCAAUGGUUUGCACUAUGAUUCAAAGUCUGGGUUCUAUUACAGUGAUUCAAUAGGCCAUUGGGUGACACAAGACGAGGCAUACGCUGCGGUUAAAACAUCAUCUGAUAAAGGAACUAAAGUACCUCUGGUUAAAAAGCCUAUGGUACCUUCUUCAGAAGCUGGACCAAGUUUGGUGAAACCACCUGGCCGCCUUGUCUCAGCUUCAUUAAACCCUAAAAGAGCUGUGAAAGGAGCUCCUUCAUCUGUUGAUCUUGGCAACAACAAGAGAAAGAGACAAGAUGAGAAACCGAAGAAAGUAUCCGCAGAAGAGAAAGCUGCAUUGAGGGCGAGAGAAGCUGCUAGGAAACGAGUUGACGAAAGAGAAAAACCAUUGCUCGGUCUUUACAAUAGACCUUUUUGAUGCAUCACUCGGUAGAAGGGAGGCUAAGCUGAGAAGAGUUAUGAUUGAUCACAUUGUGGUGGUUAUUUCGUUUAUCCCUGCAUAACGUUUAUUCAAAUACUCUCUGGUAACUCUCGGAGGGAUUUGUCUUGUGUUCUUUUAACUGUUGUUCCAAUCAAAUCAAUUCCAUCUUUUUUUUUUUUUCAUUUAUCAAUUCCAUCUUUGUACAAAUAUAUUCAAUUUUUUUUUGUUUAAGUGAUGGAGUGGAAAUCCCCACAUUUUACCAGAA